Molecule: messenger RNA, 2229 nt
Organism: Equus quagga
Lineage: Eukaryota; Metazoa; Chordata; Mammalia; Perissodactyla; Equidae
Gene: MKKS
Product: MKKS centrosomal shuttling protein
Exons: 4
Coding region: 204-1916 (570 amino acids)
Biological process (GO): developmental process; chaperone-mediated protein complex assembly; protein folding
Cellular component (GO): kinociliary basal body; cytoplasm; nucleus
Molecular function (GO): ATP binding
Source: RefSeq, a predicted model, not a curated record
ACUACUAUGUCAUUAAAUGAUUACAUGCCGAUUAGCUUCGUAAACAUCGAGCUAUUUAAUUUUAUGGCCACAAUGCUGCAUAUUCAGACUUUCAUUCCUGAAGAAUAAUAUUUUUAAAUGUGAAAACCCAUGACAAUACAAUAAAUAGAAAACCAUGGUUAACAAAAUAAAAGCUGUCUUCACAAAUUACCACCUGAAGUAAGAUGUCUCGUUUAGAAGCUAAAAAGCCAUCCUUGUGUAAAAGUGAACCACUGACAAGUGAGAGAGUCAGGGCCACACUUUCUGUCUUGAAGGGAAUCGUGACAUCGUGCUAUGGCCCCUCGGGUCGGCUGAAGCAGCUGCACAACGGCCUUGGAGGCUGUGUGUGCACAACUUCACAGUCGUCAGCCCUGCUUGCUAACCUCUCCGUCACCCAUCCCAUUUUAAAGAUCCUGACAACUGCCAUGCAGAAUCACGUGUCGUGCUUCAGUGACUGUGGCUUAUUCACAGCCAUUCUUUGCUGCAACCUGAUUGAAAAUGUUCAGAGAAUAGGCUUGACACCCACCACUGUCAUGAAAUUAAAUAAGCAUCUUUUGAGGCUCUGCAUCAGUUACCUCAAGUCUGAAGUCUGUGGCUGUCGAAUUCCAGUUGACUUUAGUAGUACUCAGAUCCUCCUUUGUUUGGUACGCAGUAUAUUAACAAGUAAACCUGCCUGUAUGCUCACCAGGAAGGAAAUAGACCAUGUCAGUGCUUUGAUUCUGAGAGCCUUUUUGCUGACAAUUCCAGAAAACACCGAGGACCACAUCAUUUUAGGAAAGAGUAUAAUUGUACCUUUAAAAGGCCAAAGAGUUAUAGAUUCUACUGUAUUACCUGGAAUACUUAUUGAAAUGUCAGAAGUUCAAUUCAUGAAGUUACUGCCUGUCAAAAAAUCAGGUUCCCUCAAGGUGGCACUCUUUUGUGCAUCUUUAUCUGGGGACCUUUCUGAUACCGGGGAAGGAACUGUGGUGGUCAGUUAUGGAGUUUCUCUUGAAAAUGCAGUCCUGGACCAGCUGCUUAACCUGGGAAGGCAGCUAGUUAGUGAUCAUGUAGAUCUUGUUAUGUGCCAAAAAGUUAUACACCCAUCUUUGAAACAGUUUCUCAGUAUGCAUCAUGUUAUUGCCAUAGACAGAGUUGGAGUGGCUCUGAUGGAACCCUUGAGUAAAGUGACAGGAACACGGCCGAUUGGUUCCCUAGGCUCAGUCUCACCUAGUACUUAUGGAAGUGUGAAAGAUUGGUGCACUGCAAAAUUUGGCUUCAAACAUUUUUUUCAUCUUAUUCCUAAUGAAGCAACUGUCUGCAGUCUGCUUCUCUGCAACAGGAGUGACACUGCCUGGGAUGAACUGAAGGUCACAUGUCAAACAGCACUGCAUGUUUUGCAGUUGACACUCAAGGAACCGAGCGUUUUAUUGGGAGGUGGCUGCACUGAAACUCACUUGGCAGCAUAUAUCAGACACAAGACUUGUAACGAGCCAGAAAGCAUUCUUAAGGAUGAAGGAUGUACUCAAACAGAACUUCAGCUAAUUACUGAAGCAUUUUGCAGUGCACUGGAAUCUCUCGCUGGGUCUUUAGAACAUGAUGGAGGAGAAAUUCUCACUGACCUGAAGUAUGGACACUUUUGGUCGGUUCAGGCAGAUUCUCCCUCUAUUGUUAACUGGUCAAAUUUGCUUUCAAGAUGUGGCUGUGGACUAUGCAAUAGCCAGGAAGAACUCAGCUGGUCUUUCCUAAGGAGUACUUGUCAUCCUUUUGCGCCACAAACCUGCCUUCCACAUGAAGCUGCAGGCUCAGCCAACAACCUGACUUUGGACUGUUUUACUGCUAAGCUUAAUGGCCUACAGGUGGCUGUGGAGACAGCCAAUUUGAUUUUGGAUCUUUCAUAUGUUAUUGAAGAUAAAAACUGAUAUAAGAGAAUAGCAUGUUUAUAUUAUUUUAAAAAACUAGUGAGAUAUCAAUUAAGAAAAAUAUUGAAAAAUAUUGAAUGUAUUUGUUCUCUCCCAAAGGUCUGUUGUAAAUAUCUAGAAAGAUGAUUCAUAAAAUUAUAGAUUUACUUAUGGAAAAAAGGGAUGAUUCUUGAAUAGAAAUGCCAUAGAAUAAUAAAUAUCUGAAGCAUUAAUAAAGAUAUUGUAGUUAUCUUAGGGAUUCCACUGUACAUCGUUCUAAAUUUUUGUUAUUUUGACAUCAUCCUAAGAAUAUACAGAAAUAAAAAAAAUUUUC